CUUCCGACCCAUUAAAUAUCAAACGGGGUCUGGACAGGGGCCCUAGAAACUAUUCACCUGUGAUCUUGGACUGAAGCCGGCCUUACGUGCUGCUGUAGGGCCUGUCGCAGAUAUUCUGUCACGUAUCGAUACAUCCGAGCAAUUCAAAAUGUCGGCCUCGUCUUCUUUACCCGUAGAGCUGCGGAAGCUCUCGGACGAUGUCUAUGUUUAUGAUCCCCGAUUGGACUCACUAGGUCACCGCAAUAGUACCGGUGACCCUACGGUUGUUGUGCUAUACACGUGGGCUGAUGCAUCUGUACGGCUAGUUCAGAAAUACUUCCAGGGCUACCGAGAUCUUUACCCAUCCGCAAAAAUUGUUAUUGUAAUGGCCAAGACGACGAAGACUUUCUUCUCCGGGCAAGAGACGAACAAAUCCACAGUGAGGGAGAUGGUAGUCAAGGAAUUGUGGCCUCCCAGCGGUACGACAAGUCCACCAUAUCGUGGAAAGUCACAAUCCCACAUCCUCAUGCAUGCAUUCUCCAACAGUGGCGGCGUCAACCUUGAAGCAACCUCGCUGGUGUGGCAUGCAUUGCAACAGAGCGUGGGCCAGCCCAUCGGCCCGCUCCCAAUCCAAGGCCUCAUUCUGGAUUCGACACCGGGUGGCUCUUCCUUUUCUCGUGAAUUCUUCCGCUGGACAGCCGGAGUGGCCCUCGGGUUUGCGUUUUUACCCAAAGUCUUAGCAAAGCUCGUUGCGAUUAUGAUAGUGCUUGUGCGUUUCGGGUUACCGGGCGUGGUCGGAAAGGAAAUACUUCCUGUUCGCGGCCGGAGAGUUGUAAAUUCGUCUGAUUACAUCCCGACAACCAGCGGACGACUGUACAUCUACUCAGAUUCGGAUCCCUUGAUCGGAGACAAGGACAUCGAGUCGCACGCACGUGAAGCCAAGGCGAAGGGUUAUGGCAAGGUUGAGCUGGAGAAGUUUAAUGGCUCAGGGCAUGUGGCACACAUGCGGCAGGAUCCGAAAAGGUACUGGGCUGUGAUUUCAAGGUUUUGGGAGAAUUCUUGUGCGUAAAUUUGGAUUAUAGUUCUAAAGUGACUGUACGGAACCUAUGUACUAGUUUGUGUCAAUUAUGGAAGUGUGGUAGGCGGUCAACAAU
Molecule: messenger RNA, 1133 nt
Organism: Aspergillus alliaceus
Lineage: Eukaryota; Fungi; Ascomycota; Eurotiomycetes; Eurotiales; Aspergillaceae
Product: DUF829-domain-containing protein
Exons: 1
Coding region: 149-1048 (299 amino acids)
Source: RefSeq, a predicted model, not a curated record